Messenger RNA from Pelmatolapia mariae (spotted tilapia), 1542 nucleotides. RefSeq lists its product as uncharacterized. Gene Ontology annotation, molecular function: serine hydrolase activity. The coding region runs from base 155 to 1177 and encodes 340 amino acids. The transcript is spliced from 3 exons. Lineage: Eukaryota; Metazoa; Chordata; Actinopteri; Cichliformes; Cichlidae. The record is from RefSeq and is a predicted model, not a curated record.
AGAGCCGGUGGAAGAGAGGCGGACUCUUGGCUGUCAGUCAUACAUCCGGGGUUAUCCGUUGCUACAAUAUAACGCUUUAGCAGAUCUAAACGACUCUCAGAAGUAAUUUUUUUCAGAAUACCAGGAGGAGACGGACACACCUAAGUCUCUCAGAAUGGGAAACCUGCUGUUCUCCACAGGCCUCAUAAGGACUGAUGCAACCAAGUCGGAUCAAGUUAACAGACGACAUUUAAUAGCCAAAACGAUCUGCAAUGGCAUAACCUAUUAUUACACUCCACUCACUGGUACAGGUUGCGAGACAGAAUGUUUUGCCAAAGAAUUUCAAGACUCUGCAGCUGUUUGCCCCACGUUCCCUGUUUCACCAUCUGCAGGGGCCUCCUCUUCUACACCCCUCUCAGAUUUACCAUCAAACACAUCUGUCUCCUCCCAAAAACAAUCAUAUUCUGCGUCCACUUCCCGUCCACUUCUGCUUUUCUUCUCCUGGCUUGGUGCCCAACCAGGGGGAAUAGCUAAGUACCGGGACCUUUAUCUGGACCGUGGCAUGGAUGUCCUCCUGGUUCAGAGCAGUGUGAUGCACUUCCUGUGGCCUCGAUGGGGGCUCGACUAUGGAUUGGAGGUUCUGAAAAUUCUGGAGAACCCUCCCUUCGCAGGGAGGGUGAUGCUGGUUCAUGCUUCUUCCAUCGGUGGCUACACUUUCACUCAAAUCCUCACCCACAUUGUCCGAGAACCAAAAAAACAUGCAGGCCUGGCACAGAGGAUGAUGGGGCACAUCUAUGACAGCUUAGUGGUCGGCACUCUGGAGCACAUGGCGAUAGGCAUUGGUAGAACUCUGGUGCCACGUUUUGAGAGCUUCGUCAAAAACACUGCCAUGCUUUAUUUCUGGCUGUUCAAAACCCACACGGCAGACUUCUACGAGACCAGCAUCCAAGUGUUCCACAACAGCCCAGUUACCGCUCCCGCUCUCUUCUUCUUCAGUGAAAACGAUGCAAUGUGCAACACUGCAGUGAUGGAAAAGCUGAUUGACGUCUGGAGACAGAGAGGAGUGGACGUGCACAGCAGAAAGUGGAAGAAGUCGAUACAUGCGGCCCACUUGCGCUGCCACCCAGAUGAUUACCUCUCCACCCUGCAACACUUUUUGAACUCACUGUCCAUUUCCUCCUGUAAAAAAACAAUCUAAAUAAGUGGGGAGGUAAAAAUACACCACCACCAAAUAUUAAAAAACAAAAUAAGCUUUAUGAUUUAAAAAAGAAUGCACUUUGUUUUUUUUUUUUCCUUUAGCUUUGUCAUUAUUUAAAAUGAGAAGUAUUUUUUCUCUCUUUUGCAUUAUUAUUGUUUGAAUUUUUGUUGCUUGCUGUUAAGUAAAGUUGUAUUUUAAGUUAUUUAAAAAAAACUAACUGAUGUUAUUUACCUGUGUGCUUAUGUUAUGGAUUAUUUUGCACUUUAAACAAUUCAAAAGCUUUAGUUAAUAAACUGUUGGUACUCUUACCAGAGAUGUGGUUGCUGCACAUUGAGUGAAAUAAAAUAUUUCAAUUGCGCUGCUUG